AUGUCCACCGCCUCGGAGCCGUGCCCCGGGAUCUCGACGGGACCUUUCGCGGAAUGGCUGAUACGGAUAUUUGCCCACCUCUCGGCGGGUGCGUAUCCAUAUGCAUCGUUCCCGGGGGAGAUGCCGGGGUUGGCCACAGGCAGUUGUGGGCGUGGAUACCCCCUGGCGAUGCACAGGGGGUACGAGUGCGUCCUCAUUACCGACGGUACUGGUGCCACCAAGCGCGAAAACCACGACGCCGCCAUCUCCAUUCGGGGGAUGCAGGGCGGCGUCUUCGGCGCCGUGGCCAGCGCGGAGGCCGUGUGCGCGGCCCUGGACGCCCUGCCGCGCGUGGACCCCGCGGCCGCGGCGGCGGCCGCGGCGGCGGGGCGCGGGGCCGAGAAGGCGCGGCUGCUGUCGCAGGUGCGGGCGGCGCUGGCCGCCGGCGUGGUCGGGGCGGCGGAGCUGCGGGAGCUGGCCGGCGGCGCCGGCAGCCCAGGCGACUCCUCGGCGAAGCGGGCCAAAACGUGA
Molecule: messenger RNA, 510 nt
Organism: Prorocentrum cordatum
Lineage: Eukaryota; Dinophyceae; Prorocentrales; Prorocentraceae
Source: the annotation of a GenBank genome assembly